GCUGCUGAAUGAGGACAGACACACAAGCACUACACAUACCAUGACCUUCAGCUGCUGUCUUGAACUUGGCACCUACCCUGGGGAAGGUGUGGGACCCUCCUCCCCAGAUCCCCUUCUCUCUGAUCAAGUUCCUUCCCAGAGCACAGCACUGCUUUGUGCCCUUAUGCCAGGCUACGUGAGGAUCUUCAGCGGUCAAGAAGGGUUAUUCGAGCAGAGGAAAGAACGUGUAGUUGUCAUCUAUAACUACUGGUACAUGUUGAGACUGUAGCAACAGUGAUAGAGGUCAGUCUCACUACAGCUGUGGAAUGCUCUGAAGUCCCACUGUAAGCCAUGGAGGUCUCUGUGCUCAGCCCCACAUCCUGGGAAAAGCGGCGGGCAUGGCUGCAGAAGACCCACAACUGGCAGACGCAGAUCCUAGAGGAGGAGGCAGCAGCUGCCUUGCAAGAUGUUCCAGACCCUGAGCCCCCCAACCUGGAUGAUGUCUUCUUGGAAGAGAGCCCCACAAAUAAAAUUGAAGACUGGCUUCAGGAUUGUGGAUCCUCUGAGGAAGGGUUUCCUGAAGAUCCCGGCCUGUCCAUCCAUGGUGGAUGUCCCAGCCAUGAAGCCAGCUUUGAUGAUGACCUGACCUUAGGAGCAGAGGCAAUUCUGUUAGCAUCCAAUGGCAAACUCCUUUCCAGGAGUUUCCUGGAAACAACCAGGCCAGGGCAUCUACUCAACCUUGGCUGCAGUAUGGCAUCUAGCAACAUGACCAGUGGGACCAAUAAGACCAGUUCAAGCAUCUCAGAGAUUCUGGACAAAGUCCAGGAGGAUGCAGAGGAUGUGCUCUUCAGCCUGGGCUUUGCUCAAGACAAUCACAGAGCCACAGCUCGGAUUCCUGCCCGCUUCUUCACCACCCCCUCCCAGGCAAAGGGCAUUGACUUUCAGGUGUUCCUGAAGGCUCAGGUGCGAAGGAUAGAGAUGGAGGACCCCUGCUUGAUGCUGGCCAGUCGGUUUAAGCAGGUGCAAACAUUGGCCACCACUGCAGAUGCCUUUUUCUGCCUCUACUCCUAUGUGUCCAAGACUCCUGUCCAAAAGUUCAUGCCAUCUCAAUUGUUCUGGCCCAGUGCUGCCGAUGCACCCCUCAUCCGGGUCCUUCCCCCAGAACCCGAGGCCCGAUCCCCUGUGGAACGCCUUCGGAGAGCGGUAUCCAAGAUGUGCCUGUAUACGGCCCCUCGGGAUGAACCAUCUGCUCCCUGUGCUUCAGCUAAACGAAAUAGUCUAGAUCAAGUGGUAUGGGAGGUGAUGGACAGGGUGAGAGAAGAUAGACUUGCUCUCCAGGUGGGUUCAGGUAGAAAGACUACCCCAGAACUCUACUCCAGAGCAGAGGCCAAGUGGGGAAUUCCAACACCUCUUCAAACUGAGAAACUUAUCACUAAGGCCUCCUACUGCAAAGAUAUAAGGAAGACAGAACCUGUGGACAAUGGGGAUCUGGAAGAAGAGAGAGACACUAAAUGGGGUAACACCUAUUUUGCCAACCAGCCCCCUGCAGUGUCCACUCUACAUAUUUGGAAGACAUCUACUCCACAGACCUUUCACUGCACAGAUACUGAGAUGGCAAAGCCACAGACCAGAGGGGAUUUGGAGUGGAGAACAGAAGCAAAGGAACAGAUUACUUGGGACAGAGAAAGAGAACUAUGGGUGCAGAAAGACAAAGAAGAGACAUAUUUAAGCAAGGAGCAGGAUUCCAACAGUUCUCUGGACCCUUGCAGGAGCCAGAGGAAUCCUGGAAGCAUAAGAGGGCAAGCAAGAAGGCGGCUGUUCCAGAGAAACUACCAAGGUAUCAAGGGGAGGCGAGCCAGCCCCUUAGAACAGGCUACCACUGAGGAAGAGUUAAGGAAGAGCUCAGUGGGAUCAGCUUGGCUCCACAGCAUACCCCAGAGGUUCACUGAACAGCAGCAGGACUCCUUGGAUUUGGAGGAGGUACUUAGCAACAGUGAUGAAGAAGGGAACAACUGGACCAGUGAACCUGAGUGUCCCUGUUCACUAUCCCUUGGCACCUCUGGAUGGAAGCCCAGGAGCUUUCUCCUUCACACCAGCAGCACCCACUCUGACAGCAGUGGCUUCAUAGAGGAUCAGACUCUUCCACCUCCCGAUCUGUCAUCUGAGAAGGUUUUCCAAAGGAUCUAGUCCCUAGCUUCAGGGGCCUCGGGCCACCUGAUAUGAACAUAGCAAGGCCCCAGAGAGGGCAGAAGGUAUCUGGACAGAAGUUCCUGCUCCUUGCCUAUGAAAAAAGGGAAAGGUGGAAGGGCUGGUGAAAGCUGUACCUGGGGAGCAGCAUGCUUAAACCCUAAAUUUGGGAACUGGGGGAAUCAGUUGGGGGUGGGAAGAGAGGGUCUAAAGGAGACUUACAGUUUCAGUCAUCAACUAGUCUACAAAUACUUGCAAAGAUAUUAUGCCAUAGAGGAAAAGGACCAAUUCAUGAAGCCAUCUCCCAGACACAAGUUCCAUUUGACUCUACUCAUGCAGAUAUUCAAAUAGCAUCCCCUUCUGUCAUAUCACUGCAGACACUUGUGCAUAGGAAUGAUCCCAGGCAGGAAGAGAAUUAGCCCUGGGAGCCUUAUCCCUAACAGUUCCCACCUGAGGUAAUGUCAGACACCCAUGAUGAUAGACAAAGUCAUUCCUGGAAGAACAUGGAAGAAGAUAUUGUUCAAGGAUGAAGCUGUUACUGACAUCAUGACAAAAAUUCAUCACCAUCACCAAACCCUUCCAUGGUCUCUGUGCCCAGACCUUGGGCAGCUCACAACAUGGCCAGGCACACAAGGUUCCCCAGGCAUACAAAGAACACCAGAGAACUUGGGGAUAUAUAGGGAAAGCCACACAGAGAUAAUGUAUAUCUGAAAAAGGAUCGCAUAUGCACAACAUGUGUGUAUACAUAUAGGAAUGUGUAUGUAUAUAGCAUAUAUUUAU
Molecule: messenger RNA, 2946 nt
Organism: Vombatus ursinus (common wombat)
Lineage: Eukaryota; Metazoa; Chordata; Mammalia; Diprotodontia; Vombatidae
Gene: TESPA1
Product: thymocyte expressed, positive selection associated 1
Exons: 12
Coding region: 331-2166 (611 amino acids)
Molecular function (GO): signaling receptor binding
Source: RefSeq, a predicted model, not a curated record